UCCAUGCCGAAGGUGCCGGCAGAUCCCGCAAAAGCAGCGGCGUGAGCGGAGAGCCAGUCGGAAGAUUUUCUCAUCCGAGAAACCGUCUCCUUUACUGGUCCCUGUGUAGUAAUAUCUCUGAUUACCAUGUGAUCCCAUCCCAGUACCAAGUAGGAGCGACGCGAUGGUCGUGAACGACAACGGGAUGCGUGACGACAGAACUGUGGAUAGGAAGGGCGAUUCAUGUUUCGACUAUUACAGCAGGUGCAUUUGGCUGCUUGUACGAGGGCGCUGGGGCGACCAAGCAAUUGAUACUGUCUCAAUGACAACUGGGUCUACCGCAUGCAGUGUACAGUCCUACGGUGCUAUUAUUCGAGCAGAGAGCUGGAGUGGAAAGCUUCAGCCAAAUAUUUCCAGGCGGACAGACGCCAUCUGGUCUUCUGACUAUGUGCACGCCAUGGUGACACGGUGCCACCCGACCGCAUCGCUGACUGGCUCUGCUGCUGCGCGUGCUCAAGGAGACAAACUCCCAAAUCGUGGGUAUCCGAUACCUGGUGCUACCGCCGACCGAAUCCGGUCAACCGAAGAGUACCUGCUGAGCAGAGUGUCUUGUACAUGUGGCCACGAUGGUUGGUGUUGUGCAGCAUGGUUGGAUUGGAGUUCUGGUCGAAGUCAGAGGGAAUGGGCUUUGGUUUGUCCUGCAGGUGACUAGGACGAUCCUUUUUCUUGGGUGACAUGGCUACCGUAUAUACAUCAGUUUUUUUUCUUUCCACGACUCCAUGCAGGUCUCAUGUUUGUGUCUAUAGUAUAUUACCGGUGCAGUUUAGAAUGUUGCCUAGGGUUUGCGACGCAAUUCGACACGAUUCUGUGAGAUUUCUGUGGUG
Aspergillus homomorphus CBS 101889 is the source of this 863-nucleotide messenger RNA. RefSeq lists its product as uncharacterized. NCBI's taxonomy places the organism in Eukaryota, Fungi, Ascomycota, Eurotiomycetes, Eurotiales, Aspergillaceae. The coding region runs from base 164 to 691 and encodes 175 amino acids. The transcript has a single exon. The record is from RefSeq and is a predicted model, not a curated record.